Molecule: messenger RNA, 2492 nt
Organism: Rhincodon typus (whale shark)
Lineage: Eukaryota; Metazoa; Chordata; Chondrichthyes; Orectolobiformes; Rhincodontidae
Gene: gnpda1
Product: glucosamine-6-phosphate deaminase 1
Exons: 7
Coding region: 217-1071 (284 amino acids)
Biological process (GO): carbohydrate metabolic process; N-acetylglucosamine catabolic process; N-acetylneuraminate catabolic process
Cellular component (GO): cytoplasm
Molecular function (GO): identical protein binding; glucosamine-6-phosphate deaminase activity
Source: RefSeq, a predicted model, not a curated record
CAAUUUAGGAACCUUUGGAACUUGUUCACUUGUUAUCUUCUGAAAAGUUGAAAGCUAUCUUUCGAACCUACUUAUUUUUAAAUUCUUUCUCGGGAUGUGCCCUAGCUGGGUGUAUAUUCAUUGCUCAUUUUUAAUUCAUUGUGAGAAGACAGUGGUGAGGUCUGUUUCUGAAUCAUUGCAUUCUUUGUGGUUUCCUUGAAUAUAUAAGAAGCAGCCAUGAAGUUGAUUAUCUUGGACGAUCAUACGCAAGUCAGUGAAUGGGCUGCAAAAUACAUCAGGAAUCAGAUUGUUAAGUUCAACCCUGGUCCUGACAGAUACUUCACCCUGGGUUUGCCAACUGGAGACACUCCUUUGGGAAGCUAUAAAAAACUAAUUGAAUAUUAUAAGAAUGGGGAUCUAUCAUUUAGAUAUGUGAAGACAUUUAACAUGGAUGAAUAUGUAGGUCUUGCACGGGAUCAUCCUCAGAGUUAUCACUCCUUCAUGUGGAACAAUUUCUUCAAGCAUGUUGACAUCUUGGCUGAAAAUACACACAUUCUAGAUGGAAAUGCUCCUGACUUGGAGGCAGAAUGUGAUGCUUUUGAAGAGAAAAUUAAAGCAGCGGGAGGAAUUGAACUAUUUGUUGGUGGCAUUGGUCCAGAUGGUCACAUUGCUUUCAAUGAACCGGGCUCAAGCCUGGUGUCACGAACAAGAGUGAAGACAUUGGCUAUGGAUACAGUAUUGGCCAACGCUCGAUUCUUCGAUGGAGAUUUGUCUAGAGUCCCUACCCUGGCCCUGACUGUUGGAGUGGGGACAGUAAUGGAUGCUAGAGAGGUGAUGAUCCUUAUCACAGGAGUGCAUAAAGCUUUGGCUCUGUGUAAAGCAAUAGAAGAUGGUGUAAACCACAUGUGGACUGUAUCAGCUUUCCAGCAGCACCCCAAAACACUCUUUGUGUGUGAUGAAGACGCCACCAUGGAACUUCGUGUAAAAACAGUACAGUAUUUUAAAGGUUUAUUGCACAUUCACAAUAAACUUGUAGAUCCAUUGUACAGUAUGAAACAAACAGAUGGAGAGAAAUUGACAAGUGCCAGUUGAGUGGAAUGAGGACCAGUUGAGCAGCAGGAUUUUCUACAUGAACCUUUUCCUCUACAAGCGUAUCUGAAGGAAACUUAGCCGACUAUUUAUGAAUGCUUUCCUACACUUUAUUAUUGUAUUACCAAAUGAAUCCUUUUGUUAUUUUUGUGGGGUGGGCAGAGAGGGAGAUAAUCUUAUGAGUGCUGGUGAACUGAGAAAUUAGCCCAUUUCAUCCGUACCCUGCUGUUCUGAGCAUGAGGAUUUCAUCAAAGACAGUGAGAGUGAAAAUAUAAUUCUGGAUUUCUCAGAAAAUUUAUACCACUGAAGUGCUUUGUACAUUGUGAAAACUUGUAUCUUCCAAUUCAGAUCUGGUUCCUGUCCAUUCAGUGUAAUUUGAAAUAUUAUUUUUAAGAUAAAAGGGUAAUUGGAAAUUAAAAAAAGUGAUUUAUAUUUGGGAAAUCACUUAACAAGGAUAAAGCCAUAGCAAUGUUUUAAAUUAAAAAUUUGUGCAGAAGUCGUUUUGUUGUGCUGAAUACAACCCUAUGAUUUCUGAAGAAGGGUCUAGGCCCGAAACAUCAUUUCCUGCUCCUCUGAUGCUGCUUGGCCUGCUAUGUUCAUCCAGCUCUACAUCUUGUUAUCUCACAACCCUAUGGUGGCCUGAUUAUUGUUUCUAUUUCAACAAGUGACUGUGUUUGUGAAUUUCCUCUGCACCUUAUUGCAGUAGCUUUUCCCUUCCUAUUCAAAAUCAUUGCAUGCAUCUGAGUUUACCCAGGCUUUUUAAAUAACUUCUGAAGCAUUUUAAAUGGUCUGUUUAAUGUAUGGGACUGAAAAAUACCACUGCAGUCCAUCUGGCUACUCUUGGUGUUUGAAAACUGUGGUAAGCUACCCUCUCAUUUUGUUUGCUGUUUCUGCCAAGUAUCCACCUAGCAUUGAAUUAAACGAUAUUUCAUCACAGUUUCUCUGGAUAUUGUUCCAUAUCCAGGGAUGUUCAUGAGCUUUUAUGUGAAAUAAUGGCAUUUAAAUGGCCUAUUGGGACUUGCCUGCUCUGAGUUUGUUUUGGUGCUCACUUGCAGAGUAUUUCCUUUGUCUGAAAGUCCCAAAAUUUAAACUAAAACAUAUCUACUUGAAAUGAAAUGGAGAGCCUUUCUCAUUCACUCACUGUUAUUUUAGGGCAUUUAAUUUUUGUUCCUAGAGAUUGACAUGUUUUGAAGGGAUUAUGUUACAUCAUUGAGUAUUUUGAGCAGGCUAAUAGUCUGGCAUGUUUGUUGGAGGAAUAGGUUUGUCAGUUCUUUGUUGUGAACAAACCUGGAAAAGUUGACAAAUUUGCAAACAAAUCUUUAGGUCAAACUGGUUUAAAGUAUCCAUUCAAAGCCAGUUGCUGAAUUCAUUUUGUCAAUUUGCUUUUUGAAGAACAAUAAAAAAAAUUGCCUUCCAACUUGAAA